AACCUCUAUCCGCAGCAGCGUAGGUCAACACGCACGUGCAACCACUUAACGUCUCUCAGCACGUGCAACACUGAUUCGAGUAUUAAUUCAAGCAGGACUUCCACAGUAAAAACGAUACAAAUAUUCCAAGACAGCACCAUGUCAAUGAAGGUCACCUUGGUACUACUGAUGAUGGUCACCGUGUUGGGACUGUGUGUCUCUCAUGCACACGUCCACCACAGGCAGGACCGCCAGACUCAAGAACGGACGAAGCCCCUGAUUCCAGAAAAGACGCAGCGCCAAGUGCAAUACCAGACUUCGUCCGGAACGCAGGACACAAGUUCCUCUCAGACGCUACCUGGGCAGUCGAACGAGACCGCGUCCCUGACGCAGGAACAGACCGCGUCCCAGACACAGCCUCAGACCCAGGGCACCAUUCCCUGCCCAGAGACGCUGGCUUCUCAGUGUAGCAGACUAUUUUUCUCAGUAACUAUAUUACCAGAUCCCAAUGACUGUAGCAGUUACUGCCAAUGUACUCAAGCCAAUGCAGGAGAAAUGGUCACCUGUCCAACGGGAUAUUACUUCAGUGAAAACCGUAAUAAAUGUUUGUGGGGAAAGGCGAGUUGGUGUAGUUGUUCCUCCACCUGUUCUACAACUGGUGUAGUUCUUCCUCCACCCGCUGGCGACAAUCACCUGCCGGUGAUUGUCGCCAGCGGCGGAACAAUGGCUCAGUUGAAAGCCAACGAAAACGUGAAAUACCGACAAUAG
Molecule: messenger RNA, 747 nt
Organism: Cherax quadricarinatus
Lineage: Eukaryota; Metazoa; Arthropoda; Malacostraca; Decapoda; Parastacidae
Source: RefSeq, a predicted model, not a curated record